Trypanosoma grayi is the source of this 1389-nucleotide messenger RNA. RefSeq names its product U3 small nucleolar RNA-associated protein 19. Gene Ontology annotation, biological process: ribosome biogenesis. The transcript has a single exon. The record is from RefSeq and is a predicted model, not a curated record. Gene Ontology annotation, cellular component: small-subunit processome; Noc4p-Nop14p complex; nucleolus. Bases 1 to 1389 code for a protein of 462 amino acids. Lineage: Eukaryota; Euglenozoa; Kinetoplastea; Trypanosomatida; Trypanosomatidae.
AUGGAGGCGAAAUUUGCCGCUGCACUGAAACGGUGUGGGCGGUGCACGGCGUACCAAGAACUGUGCGAGUGCUUCGACGCAGCGGUGCGUCCCCUUCUGGAAGGCUGCCUGCGCACCACGCAGGUGAAGCCGGUACGCGACCACGUCAGUCCGGCAGAGUGCAGUCCGCAGGUGGCGCAACUGCGCGAGUCGCUGGAGAAGGCGGACAUCGGAGACGAUGUGUGGUUCUUCUUGUACCGCGCCGCCGCGUCAAUGUUAGAGCGUGCCGCGAAGAAGCGCGCGCGUGACGGCGACACGGUGCUUCCGGUGCUCGUUGUGAACGUCUUCGUGCUCUUUUACGGCCGUGUGCUGCCGGACCUCUCGCGCCUCCGCUUGCAGUGGGGGUUCCUGCGUCGCGAGAAGGCGCAGUACGAGGCGAGUGACGCGUACGUGCACGCCAACGCGGCGGAGCGGCGCAAGGCGCUGCUGACGUCCGUUCUUUCCGUCUUCUCCGAGCGCGCCCAUCGGCACUACUUCACCGCGCUGUGGAUGCCGUGUCUGCAACACGCCGCGGCGGCCGCACUGCACCUGCACCUGCUGCACCGUAUUGGCGACGUCAUUCUGCCGCACCUCACCAACCCGCUCGUCGUCGCCGACUACUUGAGCGGCUGCUUUGCCAGUGGCGGCCUCGUCGCGGUGCUUGCGCUGCACGGUAUCUUCCUUCUCAUGCUCGAUCACGGCCUGGAGUACCCGCAGUACUACCAACAGCUCUAUACGCUCCUUACAGCCGACGCCUUCGCCUCUCGCCACCGCUACGACCUCUUCCGCCUACUGGAUAUCUCCAUGAGUUCCGUGCGGGUGCCAUCGUACAUUGCGGCAGCGUUCGUGAAGAAAACGGCACGUGUAGCAAUGCUGUCUCCCGCCCCAGUGCUGUACUUUGUUCUGCCGUUCAUCCGCAAAGUUCUGCAGCGGCACCCCAACUGUCUGGCGCUCAUACACCGCUCCACAAAGGAGGCAGUCGUGCCAGACGACGAUGGCGAGAAAGGCGUAAAUCCAGCGGCGGCAGCAUCGGCAGCUGAGGACGCCAAAAAGGAGGCACUGCGGCUGACGGCGACACUCUUCGAUGGCAACGAUCCAUUUCUGCCAGAGGCGAGCCCCGAGCAGUGCCACGCGCUGCACAGCACACUGUGGGAGCUCACUGCGUUGGAGCGGCACUUCAUCCCGACAGUGCCGCUGAUGGUGUCGGCCUUUGCCAGCACUGCGGAAGAUCAGGCGCCGCUGCGGUAUGAGAAGACGUACGCGCGUCUAUUCACUGCAGAGGUAACACGGCCCAUGUCGAAAUCGCAGCUGCCAACAGUCGCGUACCGUGAGCCAGAGGAUGAGGGCAAUGACGCGCUGCUCUUCGUCUAG